UUUCAAAAGAUGGAAGCAAAUAAAAAGCUUGAGAUAUCUUCAUCCCUCAGCUCAAUUCUGAACGAUUCAAGUAAAACUUCCCAAACCAAGCAUCAUGGAAAGACAAGAAUUCAGACGAAAAUAAAGCUGCCGACGAGGAAAUUCGAUAAUUCUUCAGACACCGAUUUAAUUAAAAGAGAUGACGAAGGAACAUUCCUUACUUCUGUAAAGGCAUCUAAAGAACCAACUGAUGAACAAAAAGCUAUUGUCCUGUUCGGAAAGAACAGGAAGAGCAAACCGUCAUAUAAAGGACUGACUUCUUCGAAUUCUUCAAUUGAAAAUAUACAACUACGAAACUUAAAGAAGCCUCCAAUUUACCUUCCUGAACUUAGGAAUAGGAAGGAUAUCUGGAAGGGCAAAUCAUCAUCUGACCUGCUUGCCCAAAACACCUCUCGGAAGGGGAAGAAGAAGUUUGACCCAACUGCUCACCUUAGAGGGAACAAAAAUUGGUUCCUUGUUCCAAACAAGAAUGUAUUGUUAUGUCUUAGUGACAAGGAUCUCAACGAAGAGAUCAAGAGCAUGUCUAAAAGACACAAAAGUCAAGCUAACAUAAAGUCAAAAGAACCCUUGCCAAAAUAAAAAGUCUAAAUAUAAACUAAGCAAUGCAGUGACUCAUCUUAAAGACUUGAAAAAGAACUGAUAUUCACAAAAAGAGCAUACCUUUAGAGUAAUGAACAGGGAGAACACUCCUUGGAUAGACACAGCAUCUUUCUACCCCACAUUUGAAAAUAAAAAGGAUGCCUUUAUAGAGAAGUAUCAAGUGCUCCUGGAUUACCAAGAAAUGCUUGAGAAGCGUAUAUCUGGAAAAGUUUAUAAGAAUCAAGAUAAAUCACAACCGGAAUCACAAACUCUGUCGCUCAUUGAUCAGAAGCCUGUGAAUAGUAUCAUGCCUGAUGCUGCAAAGCUUGAAAAUUUAGGUAGUGAUAUCAACUCGAAAAGUAUUGAUGAGACUGCAUUAUAAAAACAAACACAAUAACAUCAUUCCCUACAUCAAAGCCAGAAAACUAUUUCCAAAGGAUAAACCGUGAGAACAAGGAGUACCAAGAGACUCUCAAGCAUUAUUUUGACAGCUAUUUCAAAAACAUGAAGGAAGAGGAAGUCCAGCAGUACGGUCUUUUCAAAACCUCAAAGUUGUCCCAGAAUUAAAAUCCCCUGCCAGACAUGCUGAAACUUGAAUUAAGAAAUUGGGGGAGACCCAUGAUCAGGAUUUGU
This is a messenger RNA of Moneuplotes crassus, 1251 nucleotides long. The record is from the annotation of a GenBank genome assembly. Lineage: Eukaryota; Ciliophora; Spirotrichea; Euplotida; Euplotidae.